AUGGAUUGUGGACUCAUUGUAAAAGAUUCCGGACGUAAACUAGUCUCCCGUUCGGAUGUCCGGGUGGAGACUACCUUGAGUAAAACAAAACAAAACUAUAAAAGAGUAGGCACAUGGAAUGUAAGAACCUUGAGAAGAAGCGGAAAGUUUGAAAAUUUAAAACUAGAAAUGAGAAGACUAAAUAUUGACAUUAUAGGGAUAAGUGAAGUAAGAUGGCCAGAUCCCGGUGACUUUUGGAGUGAUGAGUACAGAUUCAUUCAUACAGGCUCGGAAAAUGGACAUACUGGGGUAGGCAUCAUCAUGAAUAAACAGUGCGGAGAAAGUGUGAUCAGCUAUUAUCAAUGUACAGAUAGGAUCAUCAUGGUUAAAAUUAACACUAAACCUGCUAUUACAACGAUUAUCCAAGUAUACAUGCCAACAUCAUCACACAAUGACGAAGAAGUUGAAGAAACUUAUGAUAAAAUAGAUGAAGUAAUGGCGAUGACUAAAGCAGGGGAGAAUGUUAUAAUCCUGGGCGACUGGAAUGCAGCAGUAGGCGAAGGGAAAGAGAGUAACAUAACGGGUAGUUAUGGCUUGGGAACCAGAAAUGAGAGAGGAGAACGACUAAUACAGUUCUGUACACAACACAAAUUGACAAUUGCAAACACUUUUUUCCAACACCAUAAAAGAAGAUUAUAUACCUGGAAGAGGCCGGGAGAUACUGCGAGAUAUCAAAUCGAUUACAUUAUUACUAAACAACGCUUUAAAAAUCAAAUUAAACAAUGUAAAACCUAUCCUGGUGCUGAUAUUGACAGCGAUCACAAUCUAAUUAUUAUGGAAACAAAUCUAAAGUACAAAAAAAUUAAGAAAGGUGUUUUCACAAAUAAAUGGAAUUUAGAAGUGCUUAAGAAAGAUGAGAAGAGAAUAGAAUUUAAAGAGAAAUGUAAGAAAGCAUUAAACAACAUACAAAUUGAGAACUGUCAGUCAGAGGAAAAUAAAUGGGAAAAUAUUAAGGAAAUUCUAAAGAUCCAGGCAGAGGAAGUAUUAGGAACCCAAAAGAAAGAGCCGAGGAAGCCUUGGAUGACAGACGAAAUAGUUAAGCUAAUAAAUGAAAGAAGAAGGUAUAAAAAUCAAACUAACACUCAAGAACAACAACAAUACAAAAGAAUACGAAAUGAAGUGCAAAGGAAGAUAAAAAAAGCGAAAGAAAAAUGGCUAGAUGAGCAAUGUAAGGGAAUAGAAAUUUUUUUAAAAAAAGGAAGAAGUGACCUGGCGUUUUCAGAAACCAAAAAGCUUUUUCGUGAAAGGAAACAAAACACAGGAACCCUAGUAAACAAAAACGGCGAAUUAUUACUAGAAGCUGAUCAAAGGGCUAAAAGAUGGAAAGAAUAUCUGGAAGAAUUAUAUGAGGAUAAUUCAACUAUGAUAUUUGAGGAAGAAGAUAAUGUAGAUGAGGAUGAUAAAGGUGAUAAUAUCUUGCAGGCAGAAUUUGAUCAUGCGAUGGACACUCUUAAAAACAAUAAAGCGUAUGGUGUAGAUGAAAUCCCAGCAGAGUUACUUAAAUACACAGACGUAGUUGUUAAAAAAGAACUGUACAAAAUAUGCAAUGAAAUAUAUUUAAAGGGAAGAACCAUUAGUGAUUUCGAGAAGGGUAUUGUGGUACUGAUUCCAAAAAAGAAAGGAACACAAAAAUGUGAAGAGUACAGAACAUUAAACCUCAUCACACAUACCGCCAAAAUUAUCACCAGAAUAAUCAAAAACAGGAUAGAUAAAAAGAUAGAAGAAAAUCUGAGUAAAGAUCAAUUUGGAUUCAGAAAAAACAUAGGAACAAGGGAGGCAAUUUUAACACUGAGAGUACUAAUUGAAAAACAAAUUAGAAGAAACAAAGAUACAUUUAUAGCCUUUGUCGAUUUAGAGAAGGCGUUUGAUAAUGUAAAGUGGAGUAUAUUAUUCGAUAUUCUGAAAUCAAUUGGAAUUAAGUAUUACGACAGAAGAUGCAUUUAUAAUUUAUACAAAAACCAAACUUUAUUAAUACGUAUAGAUGGAAAAGAAGAAAUAGCAAAAAUUAAAAAAGGGGUACGACAGGGCUGUAACCUAUCACCCAUGCUGUUUAAUCUAUAUAUUGAAGAAGUAAUGAAAGAACUAAGAAUAGAAGUAAAGCAAGGAGUUAGAAUAGGUGGAGAAACAAUUAACGCUCUGAGAUUUGCUGAUGACAUCGCUUUCUGCGCAGAAACAGAAAAUGACCUGCAAAAUAUUUUAACUAAGGUCAAUAAAAUAUUAGGGGACAAAUAUGGAAUGCGAUUAAAUAAAAAAAAGACAAAGGUUAUGGCGUGCAGCAAGACAAACCCUGCUCAACUUAAUAUAUACAUAGAUAAUGCACGCAUAGAACAAGUACAACACUUUAAUUAUUUAGGAAGUAAAAUAACAGAAGAUGGCCGUAGCAAAGUUGAAAUUCUAAGUAGAAUAGCGCAAGCGAAGAGGGCUUUCCAGAAUAAAAAACAUCUACUAACCAUCAAUAGUAUGGACUUAGAGGUAAGGAAAAGGUUCUUAAAAAUAUAUAUAUGGAGUAUUGCCUUAUAUGGCUGUGAAACCUGGACAAUCAGUGCAACAGAGAAAAGAAAACUAGAGGCCUUCGAAAUGUGGUGUUAUCGUAAAAUGUUAAGAAUUAAAUGGAUUGAUAGAAUAACGAAUGAAGCAGUACUAAUUAGAAUAAAAGAAAAGAAAAUACUAUGGCAUACCGUAAAAGUUAGAAGAGCUAAAAUGAUAGGACAUCUACUACGCCAUGAGAGUCUAACAAAAACCGUCAUAGAAGGCGACGUUGAAGGCCAUAUAGGAAGAGGAAGACCAAGGAUGGAGUAUAUGAAGCAAUUAAUGAGUGACAUGGGGAAGAAUAGUUAUAAAAAGCUAAAGGAAUUGAGUAAUGAUAGGGAAGCAUGGAGAACUGCAGCAAACCAAUCUAAGGAGAUUGAAGACUGA
Molecule: messenger RNA, 2955 nt
Organism: Macrosiphum euphorbiae (potato aphid)
Lineage: Eukaryota; Metazoa; Arthropoda; Insecta; Hemiptera; Aphididae
Source: the annotation of a GenBank genome assembly